AUGUGUAUUAAACCAUAUUCUUCAUUUCCCUCCCUAAAGCAGAACUGGGAAGAAUAUCGGCUUCAGUGUUUAAAGUAUCUCCGAGAAACACCCCCUCUUGUGGCAGAAGGCAAGUUUUGCAACAGGACUUUUGAUAACUAUGUCUGCUGGCCCGAUGGUAUUCCUGGCACCUAUGUGAAUAUGAGCUGCCCUUGGUAUUUACCAUCAGGUAGCUCGGAAUUACAUGGGCAAGUUUACCGUUUCUGCACACUGGAAGGGACAUGGCUGAUGGAGGAGAAUUCCACCAAUCCAUGGAGGAACAUUUCUGCAUGUAUGGCUUCUGAUGAAGACUCACCAGGAAGACGGUUGUUAUUCCUUUCUGUCAUCUAUACCACUGGAUAUGCUCUUUCUUUCUCAGCCCUUGUUAUAGCAACUGGCAUCCUCCUUUGGUUCAGGCAUCUGCAUUGUACCAGGAACUACAUUCACUUGAACCUUUUUACUUCAUUUAUCCUACGUGCUGUGUCCAUCUUCAUUAAGGACUCCAUGCUCACCUGGAUGUACAAGACAGCCCCUCGUCAACAGCAGUGGGAGAGUGUAAUUUCCUACCAGGAGUCACUCAGCUGCCGCUUGAUCUUCGUGAUGAUGCAAUAUUGUGUGACUGCAAACUAUUACUGGCUACUGGUGGAAGGAAUGUACCUGUAUACUCUACUAGCCCUCUCUGUAUUUUCAGAGCAAAGAAUCUUUCGACUUUACCUUUGUGUUGGCUGGGGUGUGCCAAUGCUGUUUGUAAUCCUCUGGGGAAUUGUCAAGUACCUUUAUGAAGAUGAGGGCUGUUGGAACAAGAAUCUGAACAUGAACUACUGGCUGAUCAUCAGGCUACCUAUUAUGGUUGCUAUUGGGGUGAACUUCCUGAUCUUUAUCAGAGUUAUUUGCAUUAUAAUUUCUAAGCUGCAAGCCAAUCUGUUGCGCAAAAGUGACAUAAAAUGCAGAUUGGCCAAAUCUACACUGACUCUGAUCCCACUUCUGGGGACACAUGAGAUCAUCUUUGCUUUUGUUACUGAUGAGCACGCCAAGGGGAUGCUGCGGUUUGUGAAGCUUUUUUUUGAACUCUCCUUCUCUUCUUUUCAGGGUCUUUUGGUGGCAAUUCUCUACUGUUUUAACAAUACUGAGGUUCGAACAGAAUUCCAGAAAAGCUGGGAACGAUGGAGAUUGGAACACUUUUAUGUCCAGAGAGACAACAGUAUGAAGCCACUUAAGUAUCCAGCCAACAGCAUUAGCAGUGGAGGUACAGUUGGAACCACUGUCUAUGCUGCUACUUGUCAAGUUACUACAUUCAACUAA
Pseudonaja textilis is the source of this 1320-nucleotide messenger RNA. The record is from RefSeq and is a predicted model, not a curated record. Lineage: Eukaryota; Metazoa; Chordata; Lepidosauria; Squamata; Elapidae.